AUGACAGAUAAGAAAAUAAAGUACCUUCCUGCCUUGGAAGAUGCCAAUAUACCCUUGACCGAGCAACAGCUGGCGAUACUAGAGAAGCAGGUGGAGGCAGAACAACCCAACCCAACUACACAAUCAUCGUUCAAUUAUGCGUGGGGACUGAUCAAGUCAGACGAUGUAGAGGAUAACAGAAAUGGUAUCAACAUUUUGGUUAGUAUAUUCACUAAUGUGCCUCAAAGGAGACGGGAAUGUCUGUACUACUUGAGUUUGGGAUGCCUGAAGUUGAAUGAAUUGGAGAACGCAAAGCGAUACGUGGACGGAAUUCUGGCACAUGAACCUGACAAUUAUCAAGCAUUGCAACUUAAACAAGUCAUAGAAAAUAAGAUAUCCAGGGAUGGAUUAGUGGGGAUUGCUUUGUUUGGUGGUGCCGUUGCUAUUGGAGCUGCUGCACUGAGCACUAUGUUCAGAUAUAACCGGAAGAAGUAA
This is a messenger RNA of Komagataella phaffii GS115, 474 nucleotides long. RefSeq names its product Mitochondrial outer membrane protein involved in membrane fission, required for localization of Dnm1. Gene Ontology annotation, cellular component: peroxisomal membrane; mitochondrial outer membrane. Gene Ontology annotation, molecular function: protein binding. The record is from RefSeq and is a predicted model, not a curated record. The transcript has 2 exons. Gene Ontology annotation, biological process: mitochondrial fission; autophagy of mitochondrion; peroxisome fission. The coding region runs from base 1 to 474 and encodes 157 amino acids. NCBI's taxonomy places the organism in Eukaryota, Fungi, Ascomycota, Pichiomycetes, Pichiales, Pichiaceae.